Aedes albopictus (Asian tiger mosquito) is the source of this 1589-nucleotide messenger RNA. RefSeq lists its product as uncharacterized. Gene Ontology annotation, molecular function: nucleic acid binding; zinc ion binding. The record is from RefSeq and is a predicted model, not a curated record. NCBI's taxonomy places the organism in Eukaryota, Metazoa, Arthropoda, Insecta, Diptera, Culicidae. The coding region runs from base 317 to 1462 and encodes 381 amino acids. The transcript has 2 exons.
ACUCUGGCCACAAUGUACUGGUCUAAAGACGUUUCUGAAUGAGCGAGUGUGUGAGUGUGAGAGUUACCGUUAAACGAAUGUGCGAUUUUAGAGUGAGUGGAACAGUGUGAUUGCGGGGAAAGGUUCUAGAAGGAUGAAGAGAAAAAUCUCAACCAGUUUGUAUUGAGCAGCCGGCGAAUAAAGUUGAAAACUUAUUUAAAUCGCGUUAAGUUAUUCCGAAUCCCGAGAAGGAGCACCUGUGGCGGUUAUAUCUUCAGAAGUGGGAUUGCCUUUGCCGUUGCCAGAAGAAGCCGAAAUCAAAAUCGCUCGAAAUAAUAUGGAUGCACAGCGGUUGAGCAAAGCCGAACUUAUUGCGUGGCUCCAGGAUCGCCAUAUUGAGUUUCCGCCUUCUGUUACGGUUCGGCACUUGCGAAUCCUGUUCGAACAAGAGAUGCUGAGAGAACAAAGGAACAAUGCGGCUGCGAACGAUCCACAAGAUGGCGGCGAUCAAGAUGAUGAGGACGAAGCGGAGAACGAGGAAGAACGGGAGCUGAAUGCUGAGAUUCGGAUCCUACAGAAGCGGAAAUUUGUUGCCGACCUCCGGCGUGAAAUAGCAGCGAUUGAAGCCCAGUUGAACGUAGUGAAUGCAGCCCCAAUCAAGCCACCAGACUUCCGCGACAUCAAGUAUUCCGUUCCGUGUUUCCGAGGUGGCGAAUCGUACGAUGCUGAGAAGUGGAUUGAUGACUUCGAGCAGGCGUGCGAUUCCGUUCAUGGUGAUGACGAUUUCCGACUGAUGUGCGUCCGGCGAUUGAUGGAACCCGGAUACGAAGGCGAAUUGUUCCUCAGAGUCGACCGAUCAAAAACGUAUCAGGAAUUCAAGGACAGCUUUCUGGAAAACUUCAGCCACGUUCAUUCCGUAUCGGAAAUUAUCGACACGAUGAAGAAGACGACAUUCAGCGCUGCAAAGACAACCGUAAUGGGAUACAUUUUGAAAAUGCAGGAAAUUGCAUCUCGAGCGAACAUCGAUGAGAAACAGACGGUGCAACUUAUUGUUGACGGCUUUCGUGAUCGAUCUGCGAACAUUGCAGUGCUCUACCCGGCGACAACCAUCGCACAACUGAAGCAACUGGCUCAUCGAUAUUCGCAGUUGAGGGACAUGUAUUCCGCUCCAUCUUCCACGCAGAUCAGAGUGAAAACCACCGCUAAAACCGCAUCAAAAUCUUCGACCUCGGAUGUUCGCUGUUUCAACUGCUCCGGCGUAGGACAUUUUUCAUCUGCUUGCCCAGAGCCGAAACGGGAGAUUGGAUCCUGCUUCCGAUGCGGUUCAACCCAGCACAAGCUGAAGGAGUGUCCAAAACCGGCUCCUGCUCAUCGUCAACAGAUUGCUUUGGUGGACGACUUCCGUCGCGGAUCCGCACGAAUGGAUGACGAAUUGUCGGAUGCAAGCGGUGGAACUAUUCCAGAGGUUAACAAGUCCGAUUAAUUUAAUACAGAGAUCGGCAGUCCCAAUUCACUCUAUUCCUACAGAGAAAAAACGUUCCGGUUACAAAGGUGUAGGAGGAUUCCCAUUAUGCACAUACGGAGUAAUCCCUGUCAGCAUAACCUUUCGC